UUGCAGCCGACACAACAAAGUCGACACAACAGCUGACACAACAAAGUUGCUACGCAAUCUAUGAUUUGUAAAGGAAAAAGAAUUGAAAGCACCCCGAAAAUGGCGGAUGUUCGUCAUCGUGAGAAAGGUCAAUUGACAUACGCGCACCUGGAUAUAUAACAAAACAAGCCCUGCGUCAUUCGCUGUUCAAAGAUGCUUAAGAGUAUGAUGUGAUAAGACCGAUCGACGGAGCUUCUUCUAAAUAUCUGUUAUAGCAAAUAAUCAGAGACGUGAGCAAAUCAUGGCAAGCAGGCAUGGAAACGGCCACGAAACAAAUUUUUCUGGUACUAGGGAUGAUAUGUCGAGAACAAUCACCAGUAUUUUAAGAAGAACGCGUCGAUUAAAAUUUGGAGAAUACCCAAGUGUCGUGAAUGAAGAGGCAAAAAAUUUAGAGAAAGAGAUUAAAGAAUUGCUAAAGCUGAACAAUGACGAACUUCAAAAGAAAAAUGGGGAAAUAGAAGUGUUAAAAAGGCGGGUAUUUGGGCUCGAAGAGAAAGUGACAGAGCUGGAAACGGAAAUUAUAGCGGUUAAGAUGAAAGCCCAGUGUGCAGAUACCAUAGAUGCUGGUGAAGCAAUGAAAAUUAUGGAAUAUCACGUGGGGAAAUUCGUUUUGCCAGAAACCGAGGAAAUUGAAAUCGAUGCAAUCCGUCAAAUAUUAACUCACAUACAACACGACCCCGUUUCUUAUGAAAAAUGGCAGCAGUUAACAGAAGCCUGCAUUAUAGACGGAGCAAAACAAGGGAAUGAAUUAUGGACGAAACAGCACAAAAAUGUCGUGAAAACAUUGAUUAUUUACAGAAACGCAGCUGCCCAUCAUAAAAAGUUUGACUUUGAACAACUGUUGCAGAUGAUGGUAAAAGCCAAGUCUAAACAUCGGUCGCAGUGUGAAGACAUUGUAGAAAUGUUUAAGCGAGUCAACUACUUAAUGAAGUUAGGUAUAGUAGCGUCGGAUUUCCUGAAAAGUGAGGUGAGAUCGCGUCAAUGCCAGAAAAGUUCGAAGGAACUACUCGUGAAAUGUGCAGAGCUGUGGGCACGAAAAAAGGUCCUGAAUUUGCAAGACAUCAAAUUAACUGAAGCAGAAGAACACGCUGCGUAUUACCUUCCCGACUUAGUCCGCCGAACAUGGAGAAAUACUAUUCCUUUCGUUUUAGGCGUAAAUAUUGUCAGAUUUCGUAAGAUGGUUGAGAUUAAGACAGCGGAGGUGCUAAGAGAGGUCCCCCUGAUUUUUGUGGAAAAUCGAAGGUGCCAAACCUUAUUUGAAUUGUUGAGGUUUUCGAGAUGUGCUAAAUGGCGGAAAGGUCGCGAGCUUGAAGGAAAUCAGUGGAAAAAGUCGACCGCAGAUAUACGGUGGGAAGAAAGUCACGACAAUGCCAUGAAAGAGAUGACAAGACUGGGUCGAGAUGAUCACAGAAGAUAUAUCGACCCUCUACCUCUAGUCGUUGCAAAAUUGCACGUCGCUGAUUUCAUAGAAAAUAAUGAAUUAUGGGAAGCAAGCUCAGAAAUUCUUAAGAUUUUGAGUUGGAAGGAAAACGAGAUGUGA
Dendronephthya gigantea is the source of this 1579-nucleotide messenger RNA. RefSeq lists its product as uncharacterized. NCBI's taxonomy places the organism in Eukaryota, Metazoa, Cnidaria, Anthozoa, Malacalcyonacea, Nephtheidae. The record is from RefSeq and is a predicted model, not a curated record. The transcript has 3 exons. The coding region runs from base 281 to 1579 and encodes 432 amino acids.